Messenger RNA from Phytophthora infestans T30-4, 384 nucleotides. RefSeq lists its product as uncharacterized. Bases 1 to 384 code for a protein of 127 amino acids. Lineage: Eukaryota; Oomycota; Peronosporomycetes; Peronosporales; Peronosporaceae. The record is from RefSeq and is a predicted model, not a curated record. The transcript is spliced from 2 exons.
AUGGAAUGGAGGGGUGAUGCACUGCAGAUUUACUUCGCGCAUAUGAAGAAUGAUCAAGGAGGGGACCGACCGCGUGACCCGCGCCAUAUCUACGCGAACCCGCUACAACCAAGUAUUUGUCCAAUUGUGGCACUUGGUAUAUAUUGGGCGGUUUCUAAUUUUGGCGACGGCGAUCUCCUUUUUCCUGGCAGUAACCAAUACGAGCGAUUUCGGAAGUGCUGGCUGCGUCUACUGGCGCAAGAGAGUGUCGCGACGGAAUUGCAGCGCCAAGGGAUUGUCGCUACUGAGCUGGGGACUCACUUUAUGCGGAAAGGAUCAGCGACGUUUUGUUCGUCAGGCCGGCUGGUCGCUUGGAGGUGUUCAAAACACCUACCUCCGAUAUGA